AUGCAAGGCGUCACUCCUCCCAAGGGAUCCAAGUAUCCGGCGAAUUUUCCUCCCGCCAACCUCACUGGGUAUACGAUCAAGAUGCCGCUGCCCAACAAGCGCAGGGCACGGCAGCCGCAGAUGGUGGUGACGCUCGACAAGCCUCUGUUCUGCCAGUAUGCCUUGGUAGGCCGCCACACGACUGUGUACACUGCGACGACGAGUGUUGCCGUCGGACGGAAGAAGGGCAGGGCGGUGAUUGUGAAGCUGUCGCAGCAGGCGAAGGGCAGGAAGCCCGAGCAAGACUUUCUUGCUACGGCCUUGGAAGUCGACGUGGACCACCUGCCGGAGCUUCACUCCUCGAUGGAUCUAUGGUCCCUUUCUGACGGCAUUCGCAGCGUAUUUCUCAAGAGGGAUCCGGCUCACAACGAAAUUUUCGAAGAUCGCAUCUUACGCGCCAUAGUAUAUACGCAAUAUACCCCGUUGCAACAAUUUCUUGCGGAGUCCUCUGACGCUCCCGAGUAUAUCCGGCUCAUGGUCGACCAGAUGAUGGAAUGCCUCCAUGAUCUGCGCUACAAGGCGAAGAUAAUCCAUCGCGACGUGAGCCCGAACAAUAUCAUGGUCGAGAUGCGCAACGGCGAGCCAUUCUUCAUCCUCAACGACUUUGAUCUCGCUACUUUCGUCAAGGACAACGGCAUGCGGCUCCACCCGGCGUCCUCUAAGCACCGCACUGGCACACUUCCAUUCAUGGCCGUUGAAAUUUUGCUGGACAUGGACAAGCCUGUUGCCGCAGCGAAGACCCGCCGUGUAGGACUUCAAAUCGCUCAUCGCUUGCGGCACGACUGGGAAUCUCUCCUUUGGGUCGCGCUGUGGUGCAUGCUCACGAUGGAUCCCGACGUCUCUGGGACGGAGCUCGAGCCACAGAUAGUAAGCUUUCUGUCCGAUUGGGAAACAGGCGAGUUCAGGAACAUUGCGAACGCUAAAAUUACGAUUAUAUACAACGCGACGAACGUCUACGACCUAGUCCCUCUUCGUUUCCGGAGCCUCAUCCCGUGGAUCAAGCGAUGGUGUCGCAUCCUGCGGGAUGGUCACGAUGUCGCUACGGAACACCGGGAGCUAUCUCGUAAGGUACUUGGACAGGCAGAUAGAGAGACAUUGAACGGGACUAUCACACUGGGGAAGCUGAAGGAGGCAAUGCAUGUCCCCGAAGAAGUGCGCGAAGAGGUGGAGGAAAAUCUCUCUGGGGAUUGCUCCCCAGACGCCGUGUCCGGGAGCGAAGAAGAGGCCGAGGAGUGGUAG
Phanerochaete carnosa HHB-10118-sp is the source of this 1278-nucleotide messenger RNA. RefSeq lists its product as uncharacterized. Bases 1 to 1278 code for a protein of 425 amino acids. NCBI's taxonomy places the organism in Eukaryota, Fungi, Basidiomycota, Agaricomycetes, Polyporales, Phanerochaetaceae. The record is from RefSeq and is a predicted model, not a curated record. The transcript is spliced from 2 exons. Gene Ontology annotation, molecular function: ATP binding; protein kinase activity. Gene Ontology annotation, biological process: protein phosphorylation.